GUGGUCACAAGCGAUCUUUACAUUCUGAUCUACAUUAGAGUCACAGUCUUCCAAAGAUAAGACUUCUUCUUCCGAAUAAAACGACGUUAUCUCUCCAACGGCUCUUCCCAAUCACUUAUGCUGAGCUUCUAUUCGACGUUUUCACAAAACUUCGGAUUCCGCGGCAAAGGAUCCAUUACCCAUGAGCACUUUCUGUUCGUGCGAAAAAAAGAUGGCUGCGCCCACAAGAGUUGUUUUGCUGGCCUGCGGGUCCUUCAACCCCAUCACAAACAUGCAUUUACGGAUGUUUGAAAUAGCACGGGAUUAUCUCCAUCGGACGGGCAAAUACCAAGUUAUCUCCGGUAUCAUUUCACCUGUACACGACGCCUAUGGCAAGAAGGGCCUUGUUUCCGCCAAGCACCGGACAGAGAUGUGCAAGCUGGCUGUGAAGUCUUCAGACUGGAUCCGAUUGGACACGUGGGAAAUUGAGCAAGACGGUUGGACAGAGACCGUCAAGUCAUUGAGACAUCACCUUGAUACAGUCAACUUAGAGACCUCCAAGGAUGCAGAAGAGACCCUCCACGCCCCCGUCACGAGGUACACCUCUGUCCCUGUACGGACCAGCCGUAAGAGGAGGCGGAACAAAAACCAAGAUGUUAACGGAGAUUUCUUUGUGACUCUGCGAACAGUGUCAUCGUUGUCCUGCUUUGGAGGAACUCUUAGCAAUAAUGAUGAGUAUGAAGAGCUGCACUACACCAGCUGCAAUUGCAGCAACAACAUCAAUCUGCAGCCCAUCCAGGUCAAGUUGCUGUGCGGAGCAGACCUCCUGGAGUCCUUUGCUGUACCUGGACUCUGGAAGGAUGAAGAUAUGACCGAAAUUGUGAAGAAGUACGGCCUGGUUGUAAUCAGCAGAUCAGAGUCCAACCCACACAAGUUUGUUUAUGAGUCAGACCUACUGUACAAGUAUCAAAGCAACAUUGACAUUGUGACGGAAUGGAUUUUCAACGACAUCAGCUCCACCAAAAUCAGGCGAGCACUGCGACGGAAGGAGAGUAUCAAAUACCUCGUUCCCGAGCCCGUCAUCAAGUACAUCGGGGACAACAAGCUGUAUGAGAUGGAGGACAACAACGCCGAGAAGAAAUAGCCAAACACAUGUAGCAUUAAUUUAUUAAGGCAAUAAUGUGCACAUGUUUAGAUGCUGCUAGAUGCUUAAGUGUUGAUAUAAUGUGGCUAAUUUCAUGGAAGAGUUGCAUAUGUGUCCCUCAGUGGUACUGCUCCUUACCCACUACACGUAACUCCUUCAUUGAAAUUGUAACCCAUAUAUUGUAAAUAGACUGCUUGUGCUAGUUACAAGUUACCUCUCAUGUUGGUAUUGCUGACUUUAAUUCUACCAUACAUUACAAUGGUGUAUGAAUCCAGACGAAGCAAGAAUUUGUAGACUAAGUUGUAUUUGGAGUCUUCUGUAGACGUUCAUUUUUCUGAUGAAUGCAAAAAAUCACUCCCCCCCAAAAAAAACUCAAAAACAAAAAUUGAAUCCUUUUAAAACAUCAGAAAAUGUACCAAAAAGGUGGUACGCAUUUCUGCCUAUCCAUUUCCUCAAAUGUUUGUCAUCCCCUUUCCAAAAAUCCUAUCCAAAUGUAAAAACCAUGCCUGUUAUUACAAAUUUGUCUUUGUGUUCUUUUAUGGAAUGUUAAAGAUGAAGCAAUAGAUUUGGGACAUGACUCUUGGAAAUGAGCUGCACAAGUACAUGCAGUUGUCAGAAUAAUGAUCGAGGUUCUUUGCAAUAUUUAAAAUGGUUACUGAAAAUCAUGUGCUUUUGUACAAAGAGAAGAUCAUAUUUUUUAAAGCUCUCGUACGUAAGAAAGAAGAAAAGCCUAAGAAAAGAAGACAUUCAACUUUGGGAGCAUCUCAAGUUGGAAUGCCAUAGGAUGUUUGAACGAGAACUGUAAUUAUUUCAAUUGAUGUCACCCACUCUUCCUAAUAGGGGAAUCCUUGCCAGGGACUUUGAACUCUUUGCUUAGGACUGGUCUAUCCUCAACAGGAACCUGGAAGAAUUUCCCAGCGGAACUCAGUAUUCCAUGAAAGAGCAUCCAGGGCAAACAGGAACAGUCUGGCUUUACUAAGAUAUUCACUUCGUUCACCACAUUGCAAGAAGUCCCUCCCUAAAGAUCAAGAUUCGGUCUAUAUAGAUGCAUUAAAAUUUAACACCUUAAAAACCAACGUACAUAUAAUUCUUUCCCAUGUUACAGAAACAAUUAUUAAAGUUUCAAUUUGAUCAUCAAAUAUGGCUAAGUGAUUUAGCAGUUGUAAUAGGGCUUUAAUUAAGUGAAAAGAAACAAAAUACUGCCUACUUCAAUAAUUGUGAUCUGUACUGUACUUUAACCCCAGUGGAAAAUUGAUAUUAUUUACAUGUCCUGCCUCUGUAUUUGUGCAUGUACAUUUUGUCCAAGUGCACAAGCCAAGUUUCUAAUUGCAUUUGUCAUUGGCCUUGCAAUAGUCUGAAUGUAAUCUCCUAAAAUACAAGUCUCAACUUGAUCUUUACUCUGCAAUUUUAAAUUUGAGAUGUUGAUUGCAAAAGAGAUAUCAUAUUGUUUUCCAGGCUCAUUUUAUGCUACAGGUUUCAGGUUUUGUCUGCAUGUAGUCACUGUUAUAUUAGGCAAGAGUGUUUAAUUGUUUUGAGAGGUUUUGUUUAUAUAGGGUAUGUUUUGGUCAACCGAAGCAAUUACAUAAAGUUUCAUGACGCUGGUAUAGUGACUGUGCAUUGUACUCAAUAGUAAACUGCCUUGACCAAUCAGUUUCUCAUUGGUAAAGGCACAAAAGUUUAGAAACAUGCUUGACGCAAAGAAAUCAUUUUUCCGGAGGAUGUAACAUGUAGUACUAAAUUGGCAUUCCUAGAGGAAGGUGCUCAAUUCUACAUGCAUCCAACAAACAGUACCACCUUGUGUUAUAUUGACUCAUUGGCCGUUGGCCUCUGUCUCUGUGCGGAUCUGCAGCUAGGUCUCCGUCAGAUUGAAUGCUACAUUCUUCCAUUGUGUAUGGUGACAGUACGAUGGGUCCUGUCUACUGUACAAAAUACCAGUGUAAAAUAUGUUUGCGUUACCACAGCUAAAUCAAUGCAAUGUACAUGUAUAUAUGGUACCUAGAAACAUUUGUAUGAAGGAUUAAUUUUUUUUAACCGUCUUUCUUUUGGGACAUUUCUGAGAGAUGAACGAGUUUGGAAACUGCAGGACUUUGUUGCAGUAAUUCACCAUUUGUCAAAUUCAGUAGCGUGUAUUAAUAGAAUAUUGCAUGGGGAUACGCUACCAGCUCACACCUCUCAGAUAUUUCUAAAUAUAAGUAACUUUGGGGGCCCUAAACUCUCAAAGAAAAGUGCUUCAGUUGCCUGAUUUUCAUCCCAACUUAUGAUUUUUUUUUUAGAGAGAUGGUCCUGUCAGGUGUAAUUAACAGAGGGUUUGCUAAUCCAGAAAUUUAUUGGUAACAAAGGUCUGCCAUGAGUGUGGGUGUAUUCCAGUUUUGCUAACAUUGGAUAUAAAGCAAGCUGCUGUCUGGUUUUGUAGGCACACUUUUUGUCGCUACAAGUUACUGUUCAGUUGUUAGGUUCUUGGAGUCAGAAACUUCAAGAUUUCAAAGUUGAUGGAGUUGAGUUCUAAAAAACUGUCAAAAAACUAUGUGUGUUUAUUUUAUUUCAUUCACUAUGGUUCAGUGAAAUUGUCAUGUUUAUCUGUUAUGUUUCGUACCUUUUAAUUUAUAACCAAUCAUCUUUCCAUGAAGUGUAUUGUGUAACUAAUUGUUCUGCCGAAAUGGUAUCUUUUUCUCUUUCGAUUAGUAGAAGGGUUCGGAUGGGUUUGGAGUAUCGUUGGCCCUGUCCUUCCCACCUCUAGUAGAUCUUUCAUUGGCCCAGUGCAUGAGCAUAACUUUUUUUAACUGUAGCUUAACCCAUUUAGUUGUUUUUCUGCCGAAUUAACACAUUUGCACAUAAUAAGUAUAUCUUGUGUGUACAUAUGCAUCCAUACAGCUGAAAUGGGAACUGGUAAAUAGAAAUUUUUGUUUUGAUUAUGGAUGUAUUUAACUGUGAUUUCUGUAAGAAAAAAAAAUAUAUAUAUGACUUGUGGUGGGAGAGAUCUACUGAUAAUUUUGUUGUGCUUGGAAAAAACUUUCAUUUGUUAGGAAAGAAGGUUGGAGAAAAACAAGAUUUUUAUUCAGAUGGUGCUUAAAAAUAGCCAGAUGUAUGCUAGCUGCCAUUUAAGGAAGACUUGGAAAUCUACUACAUGUCUGUCCUUUAUUAAAAUUGCAUGUACGUUACACACACAUGGUCUUGUUUUGAACUUGUCGGGGACGUGAGUGCUGGUACUGCAACAUAGUAAAAAUAAGUUGGUUUACAUACUUCAGCAGACUUUUCCAUUGAUGGUUCUCUGAACAACAUGUGAAGCUUUCAAGCUAAAUAUGAAAAAGAUUGCUUGCCGCAUUGUCUGGCACAUUAGUGAAAACGAAUUCUAUUCAGAUGAAAGAAUUAUGUAGAAUUUUGUAACGUGGAAGCAGUGGAUGUAAUUUUAAAUAAUGACAUUAUGAUUGUUUAUACGUUAGAGAGAAAAGUGCAAGACAGUUGUUACAGAUUUGUCAAUUGUCAAGAGUUAAUAUUUAUUUUUAUACGUUUAAUUGUUUGCGUACAGUUACCUCAACCCAGCACUUUUUUUCCACCUGUCAAAAUUUAUUUUGAAAUGGGCAUCAAUUGUUCAUAAAUUCAUGUCACCAGCUUGAUUUUUUUAAUGAUUUUUUUUGUCCAUGCUACAUGUACAAUGUGCAUAACUUCAAACUACAUGCAAGCCCCGCGUACAAAAUGGAUCAGUUUUAGUUAAUCAGAAUGUAGGUUUUGUUGGUGUUUUGAUAAUGUUUGGCAGUUGUAUGUUUUUAAGCUGCUCUUUUAGGAAUGUGCCCCCUGUUUUGUUUGCAGAAUAUUAAGAGCCUGAUGUUUUUAACCAGCUUGUUGAAAUACGCAUGGCAUAGAUUAAAUUAAGUUUCUGUGGGGAAGCAAACAAUUUUUAUAGGUACUAAUUUACUUAUUUUCCAGUAUAUCAAACAAGGAAGAAAUAAAUGUGUGUACCCCCAUGGCAUCAUUAACAUA
Messenger RNA from Acanthaster planci (crown-of-thorns starfish), 5101 nucleotides. It is a transcript of the gene nmnat1, whose product is annotated as nicotinamide nucleotide adenylyltransferase 1. Gene Ontology annotation, biological process: NAD+ biosynthetic process. Gene Ontology annotation, molecular function: nicotinate-nucleotide adenylyltransferase activity; nicotinamide-nucleotide adenylyltransferase activity. NCBI's taxonomy places the organism in Eukaryota, Metazoa, Echinodermata, Asteroidea, Valvatida, Acanthasteridae. The record is from RefSeq and is a predicted model, not a curated record.